Molecule: messenger RNA, 3820 nt
Organism: Sycon ciliatum
Lineage: Eukaryota; Metazoa; Porifera; Calcarea; Leucosolenida; Sycettidae
Exons: 4
Coding region: 1115-2722 (535 amino acids)
Source: RefSeq, a predicted model, not a curated record
UGGAAGCAAAGCCUGACGGAGCCUGUCUUUUGGAGACUCGUCAAGUUAGAUAGGCUGGUGUUGGUGUGUGCAGGGUGCGUCAGCGUCAGUGCUAGUGGUCCGCGCUGUGUGGUCACAGACUCACACAGUGCCAGCGGCACAGCGGGACCUUUGCGACUUCUGCUCCGCGUGUCCGAAAGUGGGCAGUGCAUGCGCGCAUAGAGACUGAUGAUCAUUGAGGCAGACUUGAUAUCUGAGGGCCGUCUCCAGACGAGAGCCCCACCCGUCAUCUUGCGCAGACUGAGAGCUCAGCUGUUCACCACGAUCUAACGCAUGGUAAAGUGACUUUUAGAGUGAUGAUGACCGGCGAAAGUGGGUCUUCGCUCGCCGCCUAGCCUCUCGAUUUGCCGAUGCUCUGCAACCCCAAGUAAAAGUGAAGGGAAACCACAGCGGUCCCUACCGGGUGCCAAUGCUGGGUACGGGUGUCGAGUCCACUACUAAAGUGCCUGGACUGAUUUCAAAAUACUGACUCUGUGCAUAUGGGUCGUGUGUAGUCCGGCAGCACCGUCUGAUCGCCUGAUCAUGUGCAUGCAGCGUAGCUAGAUGUACAUGGUCCCCGCGCUUACGCACGCACGGGCGAGAGCAAAUCGCCACAAGAUCAAGACCAGAGUGUUCAGAUUGUGUGUACUACACGUACCGAUUUGCAAGAGAAGGAACUAACUUAUAGUUUUCGUUCAGUGGCAUCCGAUUUCGGAACAGGGUCCAACGUCGUUUGGGGGCAGCGUUGAAGUGUCAAUCUACCGUUUUCAGUCUAGCGGUGGUGGGAGUUCCUGGUGCUUUGGAGUGGCGAAGGAGCGUUCCCGCUUUACUUCUACAAUCGGAACAGUAAAAGGUUGAACGUGUGAAGCGUUAGUCACGCUGUUUGAGUAUUGUAAAUGCUGGAUAUCACGGAGUACAUGUGGGUUCUGAGACGAAUGGUGGCUGCCAGUCGACUCUAACCACCGUUUGUCAAUGUGGAGCCAUCGUCCGCCGCCCUCCUGUUGACUACCUCCGCUCAGGUGUGGUCACGGUUGUGGCACUCGACUUCCAGCAGCGGUGCGCGGUGCGGAGCGCUCGUCAACUACACACCUCCGGAAUGUCCACGUCACGUGGGAGCGUGUUGUUGCUACCGUUGUGGACGCUAGUGCUGGUGCUGAUCCUUCUCAGCACGCUAACACAGCACACGGUCGUGGGCCAGACAAGUGAAAUCGAGAAUGUGACGUCAGUAACGGCAGCUGUGACAGCUGAUCCAACAUCAGUGGGUGCCGGCAACACAAGUGAUCCCGAUGCAACGGAAGGUAGCUCGACAACACUCGCCAACACCGUGGACGGAAAUGCCACGCAAACGCAGCCAGUGAUAAUCACAACCCAAUCUGAAAAUAGCACAGGAGCAGACAUUGCAUCUGCAACAAACACUCGACUUACGUCAGCGGUAAGCGUGACGGAAUCCCUCGGCUUGUUGCCAGUGGAUACGGACGAGACGGCAGCGUUCAUCUACUCCGCAGCUGGAUUCGGUGUGCUGAUGGUGGUAGCUCUGCUCAUCAUCUUAGCAAGAUCGUUCUACGUACACAGAGGAAGUUAUGACCUGAAGCGACAAAGAGCUCUUGCAGAACAACACCCGAAGCCAUCCAGUCCUGCAUCUCCAACACAGUUUGCUCCCAUUCCUCUUUCGGUGUACAACGAUACCACCAACAAUGUCGACAAUCGGAGAAGUAGCUCCAAACGGAAGAGUCGCCGGAGCUCCAGCCGAGAUGCCGAAGAAGCCCCGCGGGAGAUGGCCACCGUAGCGAAUACAAGCGCGCUGAACGAGGAUACUCGCCAGUCACAAGGAGAAGCUGAUGGCCGACAUCUAAUCUUCCCGGGCACACUGACUGGCAGCACGUCACCUUAUCCACCGCAAGCACCCACCGUUCCCCACCACCAUCUAGUGCAGCAAACGCCGCAAGGGAAUGCUGAAAACUUGCGGCACACGGCCGGUUACGCUAACGGAUCUCCAGACUAUCCCGCUAACACCGGUACACUUGGCAGCAAUGCUCCGCUCAUUGAACGAACAGACAGCAGCACUUCGGAGCGCCCUACGCCCAAAGAACGAGCGUCGUUGCGAAAGAAACGGACCAAAUUGUCGCAGAUGCUCGACGAAGGCAGCGAUGGUAGCAGGCCAGCGCCAAGACCCCGUGCUAGCGUCCGCUCCAAGCCAAGCGGACAUCAGGACAGUCCCAGCAGUGCGUAUUUAGCAGCAGCGGCGGCGGAUCGGGGAGAUGAUAUCAUUGAGAAUGAGGCAGUGGAGCAGCCUGAGAUCACUACAGAUCAGUCGUCAGAUCAAGCCAGCAAUCCAUCCAAUGACGACCUCCCCGCGGAACGACCAGCACCUGAGGGCAGCAGUGCAGUGCCGUAUCCGGUUGGUGGCGGCGUAAUGGAAGGACCAAGGAUCGGCCAUCGCAUGCCAACACGACCGCCGCCAAAGCCGCCAUCGGUAUCUGCAGCCACGCCGCCACUGCCUCCACCACCGCCGCCACCACCACGUCACACAAGGCCAAGCUUAGAAGCAAGCACAACGGAGGAUGCUGCGCCCGCUACCUUGCCACCCGAAACACGUGGAACGGUGCCGUUCAUGCAUUUCGACUUGACCCAACAGCACAGCGGGGCCAGUGCAAUGAGUUAUGCCGCCAAGGAACGACCCGAUAGCUAUGUCAUUGACCUAUAGCACCACUGCUUGCGUGACGUGACACGAUCCUGGUCAAUAUAUGGUGCUGUGCACAUGGAAGUGCCAUGAGCUGUGAUACGUACUGCCAGUGUCUUCUGCACUGAGCUCAGCUACACAGACAGGCAGAGUGGGAUCCGGACACCUGCAAGUCACUGUCAGCUUUCCUGAUAGGCAUGGUACGGCAACAGUCGGCGAAAGUGUCGUGGGUUACAGCGUCGUUCCCACCUGCAAGGCACUUCUACAGGGUACUAUUGAAAUGCCUUGGUAGUGGCAAUCCUGUCGACAGGACAGUACACACACGCCCAGCAGAACAAUACUGUGGUCCUUGAGAGAUAUUCUUGCAUGCAUGACUACGCACAAUGACAACACAGCCUGGAGUGAUAUUCGUAAUCCGGAGUUUGAUAUUAUGAAGCUAGCAUGCAGCUACACAUAAAUGAUCUGUCCUUUCAUUAUUACUAAAAUGUGAGAAUUGCAAGACUACGGCUACAAUCAGACAUAUCAGAGCUGACACUUUACUGCAUGUACAUGUAGCAAGGAGACAACAUUACACCACUGCUGCUGCUGCAGCGUAUGUAACCAUGCAGCACUGACACUAGCGUGCACAUGUCAUCGUAUUGUACAGACAGAAAUUAUUAUGACCUUGCCACUACAGGCAUGUCGGUACGUGCAUGUCACUGUAUGGUUCACACUGCACACUGCACAUACGGUUGUAGGUACAAUGUCAUGUACAACAUUGGUACUACGUGCAUACGGUUAUGUGUUGAGAUGCUUCUGUUACCGGCCUGCUUCUGAACAGGGAGUAGUACAAUACACGGUAUUGUACUACUCCCUGCUUCUGAAGGUCUGGACCACGCUUACGCAGGGUGCUUUAAAGGUUGAUUCUAUUUUAGCGCUGCGGGAUGUUGAUGCAUUCGAUAUUCCCGCUCUUCAGCUUUUGCUCAGUUCUUGCUAUUGCAUACCAUUAUCACUAAACCAUACUAUAGGACUGUGUCUUCCUUAUGCAGAAUGGAUGUUCUGCGCAUGUGACAGUUGAGCUGCUUCAUGGUACAGUUAUUGCUACAGUUGAGUAAAAAUAGCAAUCGGCAUACAAGACCACAA